CCAUGCAUCAUAUUUUCAUAUGGGCAUGUACAAUCACCAAUCACCCAGACACAAGCCAACUGAACCCACCCUCCACCCGCAGUGAUGUGCAUAUCGCCCCCUACAGGCAGGAUCAGGAUUUGAACCUCGACACCACAGCGUGGUGCCUCAACCAAACUAGCCACCCAGCAGCCCCAACCCGCUCUGACAUCAUGCAUGGUAACAUCGUCCGCAAUGACAUCAUACAUGAUGACAUCACGCACAAUGACAUCACGCAUAAUGGCGGGUUCAGAACUGGAUGAGUGAGAAAACGUGGCGUGAUGUGAUUCCAAAGCAGCUCGCACGGAGACGAUGAGUAUCCAGAGCCUCUACAGAACAUUCUUUUAUUUGCAUUUAUUCCCCGUUAUAAAGAUAGAUAUUAUUUUUUUAAUGUUGUGCCAGUGCUCCUCGCUUUGGGUGCAGAGGUCACAAGUUGCCACAGGAGACAGUUACUACCAAAAAGAUUAAUUCUUUUGCUUAAAUGUUUUGCGAUGUGCUUCCAACUCUGUUUUGAAAAGAGAUUCUCACUUCACUGACCAGGCAUGACUCUGGACUGACACAAUUCUGCCACCUAGUGGAUAAACGUGGUGGCACAGGCAUUUCCUCCUUUAUGACCUGUCUUCCCAGGUGCAUUUCUCUGUUCACCGUUGCCUGGCUUAGUCUGCCCUGUGAAACGCUGACUGAUCAGGGGAAUAUUUCCGGCACUAAAUCUGCACAUUGAUCCUGACGCCUCCGCGGAUUGUUCUCGUUUCAGACCUGAAUUGAGCUCGUUAGAGAGCAAUAAUGAGCCUGGCAUCAUGCGCGGAAUGUUCCAGGUCCUGCACGCCAAUUAUCUCUGUCAGUUACGUGCAGGAUCACUGCGCGAUAAGUCUUUCAUUCAUUCCAUCUUUUAUAUUUAUUAUACAUUUUUUAUACCCACUUCAUUUUCUCCAUAAUUUACAAUCACUGCUCUUUAUUGUUACCAUUGUGACAUCACACUUGGGCACUGUUCUGAAGCCCUCACCCAUGAGCCAGUGACUAUUUAACACCAUACAGGCCACACAAUACUACAGGAGAGUCACUGACUGUUUUACACCCUACUGGCCACACAGUGCUACAGGAGAGCCAUUGACUAUUUUACACCAUACAGGCCACACAGUGCUACAGCAGAGCCACUGACUAUUUUACACCCUACUGGCCACACAGUGCUACAGGAGAGCCACUGACUAUUUUACACCAUACUGGCCACACAGUGCUACAGGAGAGCCAGUGACUAUUUUUCCCAUGGCAUGUUUGAAAAUCCAGGCCUGUGAUUGGUCCUCUGUGGGUGGGCCUGAAAAUGUUUUCUCUGUGACGGAUGCAUGAUGCUAGAAAUAGUGAGGGUUAAGAUGGUGAACGCUGAGCAUGUUUAAAUUGGAUGUUUUGGUCUUUGUUCCCUGCUUUCAUGGUUUCCCAUUGCCAUGGUCCCUGCUCUUCCCUAAUUAACUCCAGCGAAGGUAAUUAGUGAAUACCCCAAUCAAGGUGUUUAUAUUUUUACUUCUUUCAUCCUCAGUGGCAGGACAUUCCUCACAUUUCCCCCCUUUUUGUUGUUGUUUUGUUGCUCUGCUAUUGAAUGAACCUCUAACGUCAUAUUCAGAGAAUAAGAUGAGUGUGCAUGCUCGUGUGUGUAUGUGUGUGUGCAUGCUCGUGUGUGUGUUAUUUGUUUACGGGUUUAAGUACUGCACUCCGGUCAGGGAUCGUCCAUGCGUGACGAAGCCCGGUGUUUGAGUUAAGGAUGAAUCGAUUUGCUGCUUCGCUGCUGCUCGCAGCGGGAAUCAUCGGCCGCUUCGCGCCCAGAACCGUCACCUGCGCGGGAGGCCACGGAUCGGCCGCCACGUUCGCCCAGCGCGUGGGACGACUACCGGUCUACCCAGAGGCAAUGCAAGAGUCCGAGAGAGCGAGAAGUCUCGAGAUGGACGAUUUUAAAGUCCAAGAGGUUCCCGACGACACCAUGGGUAGCACUCCCAUUAUACUCAAACUGUACCCCCCCGUGGCGAAACCGGCGCUGCUCCAUGCCAACCUGCCGCUGCGGUUCGGCCGUUCCUCGCCGCGGGCGGCCGCGCGGAUGCUCCAGUUCCCGCUCAGUCUGACCCGGCGCUUCGGAAGGUCGCCGGAGACAGAUUCGCCCAUCGCGCUCCCGUGCCACCAGUGUGCCCGCAUGGGCGGCGUGGCAUCGCCUUCAGCCACGCUCCCGCAAAGGUUCGGCAGAACCAACCGUUUCGACUCCAGACCUGCGCGCACCCUGGCGAAGUUCGCGCGUGGGAUUGCUGCCCAGCUGCAAAGAAGAUCCCAGGCCCGUGGUUUGAGUUUUGUGAAUGACGUCAGAGAGGAAGAUAUUCUGAAUAUUCCGAAGGAUAUAGAAGCAUCCAGCAGUCCAGCUUCCGACUGACCUAGCACCCGCAGUGAAUGCGGAAUUAUGUUGUCACAGGUCGCGCGUGUUUCCCUUUGUUUAUAAAAUUUAAAACAUGGAUCUUGUCAUGUUGUAAAAAAGAAGACUUCUCAAUGUAUAAUAUUAAUAAAAAGUGUGACAGUC
This is a messenger RNA of Anguilla rostrata (American eel), 2569 nucleotides long. RefSeq names its product neuropeptide VF precursor (gene npvf). Lineage: Eukaryota; Metazoa; Chordata; Actinopteri; Anguilliformes; Anguillidae. The transcript has 3 exons. The record is from RefSeq and is a predicted model, not a curated record. The coding region runs from base 1772 to 2425 and encodes 217 amino acids.